Messenger RNA from Tetranychus urticae (two-spotted spider mite), 3936 nucleotides. RefSeq names its product Oculocerebrorenal syndrome of Lowe (gene Ocrl). NCBI's taxonomy places the organism in Eukaryota, Metazoa, Arthropoda, Arachnida, Trombidiformes, Tetranychidae. Gene Ontology annotation, molecular function: phosphatidylinositol-4,5-bisphosphate 5-phosphatase activity; inositol phosphate phosphatase activity. Gene Ontology annotation, cellular component: membrane. The record is from RefSeq and is a predicted model, not a curated record. Gene Ontology annotation, biological process: signal transduction; phosphatidylinositol dephosphorylation.
AAUUCAUAUUGUCUCGAGAUUGUGAUCCUUUUUGUCCGUGAAUGGGGCUAUUACUUGAAUAGGUGUCACCAUCAAAAUUGUGCGAUUUCAAAUGAUAUCUUUUCCAUUUCUCUUUCUCUAUAUCAUGAAUCUGUUUUAUCAAGUUAUCAAGUUUAUUUUCUGAUUUUGCUAUUGUGGCAAGAAACAAAAUAUAACAAGCUUUAUAACAAAAAUAGGCUGAGUCAGACCAAGUACAUUUAUUUACAUUUAAAUUUACAUUCUUAUUGAAUUACUUGAUUCCUUUGGUUUAAACUUUCUUGCUAAUCUCGCUAUUCUUGUGGUUAUUUUUUUUGCUGAAUGUUUUCCAUUGUAUUAGCUAUUAUUUUAACUCAAGUUCAUCGCUCUCUUUUCUCUUUGCUGUUAAUGGUUGAUUGGCUCUUAUGAAACUUGCUGUCACUACUGCAACUACCAACAUCAUCAACAACACCAAUAUCAAACCAACACUACCAGCAUCACCAACAUUCAUCUUAAAAAAACAUCACUUGCUAACAAACUGUUGAAAUCAAAAAAUUGUUGUAAACAACUGUUAAAGUCAUUCCUAUCUUCAGUGUUCUCAACACACACUUAAAACUGAAUUACUUCACAGCUAAUUUAUAAUUAUAUUGUGUUUAUGUUGUGCUAAUAUACAGCAAUAAUUAAUAGGUGUAUCAAAAGGCAACGGAUUAACUAAUUUGGCUUCAAACCAUAAGGGGUUAGUUGUUGAUCAAGGUUACUUGUUAUCAACCGGUGUGACAAUUCAAUUGAAAAGAGUAAACAGCUGACUGUGGAUUUUGUGCUACCAAUUGACGACCGUUUCAAGUGUGAAUUCGGCUCUUCCGGCAUUAAUACUGGUGCUGGUGAAAAUAUUAUAGCUAAAAUUAUCCAUGGGAAGGACAAGUUUAUCGUCGAGUUAAAAUACACCGAGAAUAAUCGACAUUUUUUCACCGAAGUCAAUAAAGCUCAAGAUGUUUUCCUGUGUAAAACUAACUCUUCAUUUGAUUGGUUAUAUCGAUCCUAUGACUGUGCAGCCCCUUCGAAUUUAGACGAACGUUUAUCAUCAAAUAUUGCUCAAAAGCCGUACAUUAAAGAGGAAAUGAACUCAUCAACCAAGAAUACCAAAAACAAUAAUGAAUUUACCUCUUCAUCAGAAACACUUAAUACUCUCCUAUCCAACCAUCCCAAUACCGGUAUCACUUUAUCAACUUCAACUGCCCAUGGCAAGGAGAGUGAUCGAAAUGGAAGUGGUAAAAUCGGUAAAAGUAGUUUCUACGUAAACGAAAUAGAAUCUCCAGAUGACCUGAGUAACAUACCUCGAGACAUAGUGGCCAUGGGAGGAGCGUCAUUAGCUGCCCGUGAGACAAACAUACGGCUUAAGAUGGCCAUGUUAGAAGAUCAAUUCAUGGAAUUAAAAAGUUUCAACCUUUUCAUCGGAUCUUGGAAUGUGAAUGGUCAAAAUUGUUCAGUAUCAUUAGGGGAAAAUUGGCUUGCUUGUGAUCCUUCUCCUCCUGAUAUCUAUGCCAUUGGUUUUCAAGAGUUGGAUUUAUCUAAAGAAGCAUUUGUUUUCAAUGAUUCAACUCGAGAAGAAGAAUGGUUACAAGCAUGUACGCUCAGUUUACAUCCUGGUGCUAUUUACGUUAAAGUAAAGCUUGUCCGGUUAAUCGGGAUGAUGCUCAUAGUUUUUGUUAAAAGAGAGCUCGAAGAACAUAUAUCAAAUGUUGCUGCAGAGACUGUGGGUACAGGUAUUUUGGGUAAAAUGGGUAACAAAGGUGGUGUUGCGAUUAGAUUUGAUUUCUACAAUACUUCGAUGUGUUUUGUCAACUCUCACCUUGCAGCUCACGUUGAAGAAUACGAAAGACGUAAUCAAGAUUACAAUGAUAUUUGUAAUCGAAUGAUUUUCAGUCAAUUCAAACCCCCAAAGUAUAUAAAAGAUCAUGAUCAAGUUUAUUGGUUCGGAGACUUAAAUUAUCGUUUAAUGGAUCUCAAUCGCGAUCAAGUGAAACGAAUGUUAGAGGAAAAAGCUUUUGAUGAAUUGUUGAAACAUGAUCAAUUAAGGGACCAGUGGAGAUUAAAACGUAUUUUUCAUAAUUUCAAAGAAGGACCAAUCAAGCAUCCUCCAACAUAUAAAUACGAUCCAGGAACAGAUAAUUGGGACUCAAGUGAGAAAAAUCGACCGCCAGCUUGGUGUGAUCGUUGUCUUUGGCGAGGUGAUUCAAUAGCAUUACUGGAUUAUAGAAGUCAUGCAAGAUUAAAGCUCAGUGACCAUAAACCAAUAAGUGCUCUUUUCGAAUCAUCAGUUAAAGUAAAAAAUCCAACUAAAUUCCGUAAAGUGUAUGAAGAGGUGAUGAAAAAGAUGGACAAAAUUGAAAAUGAAUUUUUACCACAAGUUUCGGUCGAUCAAAGUGAAAUCAAUUUCGGUCGUGUAACUUUCCGUGAAUCUGUGCAGCGUUACUUAAGCAUUGCCAAUACUGGUCAAGUUCCAGUUCGAUUUGAAUUCAUUCAAAAACCUAAUGAAGUUCGUUUUUGUAAGCCUUGGCUGCAAAUUCAACCUUACGAAUCAACAAUUAAACCAGGAGAUAAACUAGACGUAGAACUAAAAGUAUACGUUGACAUUGAAUCUGCUCAAAAAUUAAACUCAGGACUUGAAGAGAUUUAUGAUAUUUUGGUGCUACAUUUGGACGGAGGAAAAGAUCUGUUCAUUGAAAUCAAAGGAAGUUAUAAACCUUCAAGUUUUGGCUCUUCAAUUGAAACACUAGUUCGACUUAAAAUUCCUAUCGAUGAGAUGCCCGCCAACGAAUAUCAUGAACUACAACAGAAGGGUGAAUUUUCCUCGGCUCCAGUUUCAUGGGGAAUACCCAAAGAAAUUUGGCUCCUUGUUGAUCAUCUAUUCAAAUACGGUCUCAUGCAAGAAGACUUAUUUCAACAACCAGGACUCGAUACACAUUUCCAAACAAUUCGUGAAGGUCUAGAUAAGGGAUCGUUAGAAGGUUUCACUGCAAGUAUUCAUUCGGUGGCUGAAGCUCUAUUAAUCUUCCUGGAAGCACUUGCUGAACCUUUAAUACCUCAUAGUUUAUAUAGUAGAGCCCUUGAAAAUUACCAUAAUUUCAUCGCUUGUAAACAGGUAAUCAACGAGAUGAGAGAUACCCAUCGACGAGUUUUUUACUAUUUGAUCUCGUUUAUGCGUGAAUUAUUAAGGCAUUCAAAAUAUAACAACCUUGAUAAUAAAAUGCUUGCCUCUAUUUUUGGGGAUAUAAUUUUAAGAGCCCCACAACAGGCACAACCAAAUCAAAAAGGAAAUCAUCAGAAUAAUAUUCAGGAAAUCGAGAAGAAAAAAGCCGGUUUUAUUCACCACUUUCUAGUUAAUGAUUUUGAUCCAUGAGCUAAUUUAGCACAAUACAAUAUUGUAAAUAUUGUUUAUUGUCUAAUCUGGUGUGAAAAAGUGGUUACACAAAUUAUGAAUCAACCAUCAAUCAAUUGUCGCUUGGCGAUUAAUUUUCAUCCUGUGAAAGCUUUCGUACACCUUCAUUCAAAUUUUCACCGUUAUCAUUAACAAUGCCUACAUCAUUGAAGGGGAUGUUUCAUCAUGUAAUUUAAGCCGCGAAAGAUGUUAAUGAGCGAUGAUUUUUUACUUUAAUCUAAUCACGCAGAAAGUCUUGGAUCAGACUUUCUUUUUGUUUGUACAGUUACGGAAUUUUUUAUCUUAUAGGACUAAGAUUUGUAAACUCAGAAGAAAGAAUAAUAAUGUAAUACAAUACGACUUUUAAAAAAUCAUCUAAUGAUGUUUCUAUGCUAGAUAAAGCGCAAACUACUCAACUGAUCUUUCUCGAAUAUGAUAAAGAUAUAUCUAUUUGAUUGGAUGAAAGCCAAUCAGUUAUACUCAAAAUUACGAUUUUUCAAUAAAACUCAAAAUUUACGUUUUUA